Molecule: messenger RNA, 768 nt
Organism: Racocetra fulgida
Lineage: Eukaryota; Fungi; Glomeromycota; Glomeromycetes; Diversisporales; Gigasporaceae
Source: the annotation of a GenBank genome assembly
AUUUAUCUUCUUCAAAUGAUAAUUUUUCACCACCUUCGAUGGAAGAUUUCGAUAAUUCCAAUGGCAAAAAAAAGUGUGAUGAGAUUUUAUCAAACGCGACAAACAAUAAUAAGACCACUAGCUCGAGUAUCUACCCACCUGCGAAAAAUAAUAACUCUUCACUACCUGAUUUCGAUAAUUCCAAUGACAAAAAGUGUGAUGAGAUUUUAUCAAACGCGACGAACAAUAGUAAGACCACCAAUUCAAGUAUCUACCCACCUUCUGCGAAAUAUCUUUCUAUCUCAUCGACGCCAUUACAGGAUCCACCAAAGUUGGAGCACAAGUUACUACAAUCACUAGCUUGGGGUGAAAAAAUUCCAAAGAAAAAAGAGUCGGGUGACCUUUCUCAUGGCACCAGCUCUACUUACAUAUCUAUGCCACCUUUACCGCCGUCCGAUCGUAGACCAAAUACGUUGAUAGAACGCGUGAUGCAAAGGCAACAAAUGUUGGCCAGGCAAACACCACUAAGACCUAUUAUAGAAAAAAAUCCAUAUAAAGGAGCAAAUUCUCGUCCAGGCUCCUAUUUCCCUGGUGGUCCACCAUCGUCCCGUGGUACUGAUAGUGACUUUGCCGAAUUCUCACCACCGGUCACGAUUCAAUUUUCAGUUGCACCGUCAAAGUUACUGAAAACUCCGGCGAAAGAAGCUGCAAAGAUUAUCGUUGAUGAUCUUAUAAGCAUUUUAAGUCCAGUUCCACCAACUCCAGUUAGCGUAGAUGAGGAUGGAUACU